GGCUCAAGUUUAUGCGAGCGCCGCAGUUGCAGAACACCGUGCAACGCAGAGUUUUAAACAGGCACCGGCUGGCCCCACGUCUGAAAGAGGACUUCGACUUCUACCUCCAACAUCUCUCAGUGCAAGUCAUGAACGCUGCCUUGUUGUGCCGUGGUACUUUCAUCGAUGAGGUCUCCACCUGUGUAGCACGCUAUCACAGUUGUCCCUGCAGCGGCGAAGUGUGUAAUCUGGAGGAGAGGAGGGAGUCCAUCUACGUGUCUCGGCUGCCAGCGCGUGCUGAGAUGUUACAACUCGACAUGACGCCAACCACCGCGUCCGAGUCUGGAACUGAAUUUUCCAACGAUUCGCCUAUGACGCUCACUCCUCUCGUGUUGAGCUAUGGGAGCUAUGGCCACCCGGAACUUUGUCACCGUCCUUGCGUGCACCUGGCCAAAGGUCAAUGUGAUGCAGGGGCGGACUGUGGAUAUUGCCAUUGUCAGCACAAUCGACCCGUACAUCCUGAUAAGAAGCAGCGAGUCUUCUUAAAUUCACUGAGCUACGCGCAACUUUUGGCCACUGUCAUUCCUUACAUCCGUCAUCGCUCGCAGAGCCUGCCACCUGGAAGCUUCAGGCUCAUGCAGCUCUUGGAACGCGAAGUCCUACUACGCCCUGCCAAGGCAUGUGGUAUUCGUGACCGCCAAUUGACACAACUCUUGUCUCGUAUGUCUUUGGCAGGUUUGGUCGGACUCAUUUCAGUUCGCUCACCUGCUCCCGUACUAGCCCUCUUGCGAUACUACAUGGAAGAUUUGCGUUUGAACCUGAAAGUCGCUGAGGGCCCUGCCGGCCCCGCUGGCCCUGGCCCUUUGGGCCCUGCCCCAAGCCCAAGCCGCUCCAGCCGUGCUGGCACUGCGUGAAGCAAUGUGUUGCGUGGGUGCCCUGACCCAAAUGAAGUUGAGGUAAAGUGGACUCCGGCAGAGUGAGGCGGU
Cladocopium goreaui is the source of this 965-nucleotide messenger RNA. The record is from the annotation of a GenBank genome assembly. NCBI's taxonomy places the organism in Eukaryota, Dinophyceae, Suessiales, Symbiodiniaceae.